AUGGUCUUGGCAUGGGCAGGGACGUCAGAUAUGAGUUCGGGAAAUUCAUCCCUCUUGGACGAGAUUGUUUUACGAGGAAAUGAAUUAUACGGCAGCUUGCCUGAUGAUUUGUGUUUCAGUCAUCCAAAUUUGCCGCAGUUAAAUCUCCAAUCUAACAAACUCUCUGGCCAAAUCCCUUUUAGUCUUUCACACUGCAGCGCGCUCUACUUGAUAAACCUGUGCGCUAAUAAUUUCACAGAACGACCUCUUGCUUCUGCAAAUCUCUCUGCAUUAAAGUUUCUUGCUGUUUAUAAAAAUGGGUUGUCCGGAUCUUUACCCCAAGAUUUGUGUUAUAGAUAUCCAAAUCAGAAGCUGUUAAACGUUGGGAACAACCAAUUUCAUGGGUCAAUCCAUACAAGCAUAUCACGUUGUAGUGCCUUGAACACCAUUGAGUUAGGUUACAACAAGUUCACAGGUAGUGCUCCAGAUAAUAUUGGAAGGAACAUGACCAAGCUUCGACAUUUGGUUCUUGGACGCAAUGAUUUCACGGGCAACAUUCCUCGGUCCAUUGGGAAUAUGUCAAGCUUGUUGAUACUGACGCUGACAAGGAAUCCAUUCUCUGCGAGGAAUCCAGCAGAGCUGGCACAGAUCCCGCAAUUGGAAGUAAUAUAA
This is a messenger RNA of Oldenlandia corymbosa var. corymbosa, 651 nucleotides long. The record is from the annotation of a GenBank genome assembly. NCBI's taxonomy places the organism in Eukaryota, Viridiplantae, Streptophyta, Magnoliopsida, Gentianales, Rubiaceae.